UCAGUCGCGCGCCGCAUCACCACCACCACAUCCAUUGGGCUGCGAGCUUCAGAUGCGAGGAUAAAGAUGUCCUCCCCUCCCGCCUCUCCUGUCCCCUUCUGUUGGCCCUCCUCUCUCCAUCCUCAUCUCGUCCCCUCGUCUCCUCCCUUCCCGCUCUCCUCCUUAUCUCGUUGUCUCCCUGUUUGUCUGUUUGCUAUUGCUUGCAUAUUCUGGAAUCCAAAACAAAAAGUUAUACACCUAGAUCUCGACACACUGGUCUCGUUGAACGCGGCCAACCUGUCCCUGCUUCACAGCACCUCGUCUGCUUUUCACAACUCCUCACCCGCCCACAAAACAAAAUCUCAAACACCCAAGUCUCUGGAGCUGGCCUCCUUCCUCGCCCACGAAACACCUCCCAUAAUCCCAUAAUCGUGUCUUCUGAGACACAGCCGCCUCGCAGUCAACAUGACCACGUAUGAGAUCCCCUCUGCUACUCGCCUCACUUACACCCCUGCUCACACAACCCCCCUCAGUCUGGCAGCGGACAUGUCGUUCGACUUCAUCUUCCCCUCGUGCGAGCCGUCAACGCCGCCAAGCUUCUCCUUCGACCCUUCCCUCCUCGACCUGCCCUACCAACACAACCCGGGCCACAGCCGUAGCCGCUCCAACGGCUCCGUCUACUCCUUCGUCUCCGCUGCCGAGUCCACCCCGGACUCGGUGAGCACCCGCAUGACCACGCCCUCCCGCGCCUCGCCUCCCAUCCGCCAACAUGGGCCCCUUCUGCUCCCCAAGAUCCGCUCCCAGGACCAAGCUAUUGAGUCGCCCCCCAAGCGCAUCAAGACCUCACCCAAGUCCCGUGCCCCGACUCCCCGGCGGGCUACACCCUCCGCCCCCGCCACCAAUGCCGUCUUCCGCCCGGCUCACUCCCGCAGCUUCACCAACCCGGAGGCCGUCACAUGGAACAUGCCUUCCUCCUUCUGUAGCCAGCCCGAGGAGCCGUCCACCUCGUCCCUGCUCUGCUCGCCCGUCAUCUUCGCCGAUGACAUGCAGUCCCGCCGCGAAUCCACUUGCAGCCUCGAUGGCUCUGCUCUCGAGAAGUUCGGCUUCCCAACCUACCGCCAGAUGCCCUCAUACGUUCCCUCUGCUGCACCCCAACCUACCGCAGAGGCAUACAUGUAUCCGUCCUACACCCCUCGUGCGCCUUCUCCCCUUAGCUUGUCCACCCCGGCCACCCCGGACCCAACUCCCAGCACGACGCUUCUGACCUAUCUCACCGAGUCCAACCCGGCCCCUUCGUUGGUCCGCACUAUCUCCUUUCCUCUGCGGGACCCCAACACCAAGCACUUUUGGUGGGACGUUCGUCAAAUCCGCCCCUGGACCACCUUCAACGCCUCCUCCAUUCUCUCUCUCCCCGGCGCUGCUGCUCUCCUCAACUGCCCCGUCCCGGCGCCUCUUCUCCCCACCCCGGCCCAGACGGCACGUCAUCCGGAGACCGAAGCAGCCCUGCACAGCAUCUACGCCUCGCACUACCUCCCCAAGCUCAACGCCGCCCUCGCCAUCUCUUCCAACCGGCCCAUGCAGCUCUCCGUUCCUGCCGCUUCCGCCAACAGCUCUAAGCACUCCGACCUUCUCUUCACCGCCGCCCCUGCCGGGGAACCCGCCUCGGCGGCCCAGAUCUUUGGCGGCAAGCCCACCGCCCGCGUUGUCGGUCUCGUCCGCUCCUUCGAUCGUUUCAACACGGGCAUGCGCGUCGAGGGCAACAUCAAGCGCGUCGAGUACCUCCGCGGCCUCGCCGCCCUGCACCACGCCAUGCGCGAGCACUCGUGCCGCUAUGGCUUCAUCCUGACCGAGAUCGAGCUUGUCAUCGUUCGCAACGGGCCUGAGACGGUCCCUAACUUUGGCUUCCUCGAGGUCACCUCCGUGCAGCUAGGCGCUGUUGCCGACGACGCCGACUGCGAGGUUGGCGAGAUCCCAAUGACAGCGUGUCUCGCACUGUGGGGCCUCUGCAUGAUGGCCGGUGAUGACGCGCCGCAGGGGGGCCGCGUCGCGCACUGGAAGGCGGAGAUUGGCGCGCCCGCCGAGGGCACCAGGCGCAAGGCGCUGCCCAGGGACGACUGGAUGCCCAAGCCGCAGCUGGCGGAGAAACGAGAGGCCAAGAGGGCGAGGGGGUGGAUCAUGCCCGAGGACCCCGUCGGCAGGAAGGAAUUGGGCAAGAGGGGUGUGCGAUACGGUGCUUGCUGAGCUCCUCGUGCUACCUUCUCUCGGCAUUUGGUUUGAAAAGAAAGAAAGGUGGUUGGGGCGUUUGGGAAGAAUAUUGGCUGGUUCCAAUGUUCUCGGAUGGACACAGGGAAGGAAAGGGAAAAGGAUAACC
This is a messenger RNA of Colletotrichum navitas, 2350 nucleotides long. RefSeq lists its product as uncharacterized. The record is from RefSeq and is a predicted model, not a curated record. The transcript has a single exon. NCBI's taxonomy places the organism in Eukaryota, Fungi, Ascomycota, Sordariomycetes, Glomerellales, Glomerellaceae. Bases 445 to 2220 code for a protein of 591 amino acids.